AUGGGACUUCUAGACCGUCUGUGGCAUCAAAAUCAGAACGUGCUCACGUUCAUUGGCUGUGCUAAUGGGUUGGGCGGUCGAAAGUUGGGGGCGGAGCUUGCUGCCAGCGCCAUUCGUGACUCGUCGAUUCUGAAGCACUCCAGAUUCCCGCAUCGAUGGGAAAACAUGAUCACUGAGCCAUUUGAGGAGGAUAAACGACAAUUGGCUGCGUUGCCACGUAAGUUUUGAUUACUGUAAGAUUGGAAGAAAAAACAUGUUAUAUUGUGAGGUUAGCCUGCGCUUUUGAGUUUUAAAUUUAAAUUGUUUAGGUUUUCCGCCAAUUUGGCACAUUUGGCAUUGUGUUUCAAGCACUUUUUUCGACUUUCCAGACAAGCUACUCUUACAAACUUAAAAAUGUAGGUUCAUUUAAAGGUAUUCUACUAGUAUAUCAAAGAAAAAUUUUAAAAGUCAAAAAAUUACAAAGUUACAAGCUUGAAACACAAUGCCAAUUUGGCGGGAAAUUUAAAAUGUCAUUUUUUAAUCUCGAUUUUCUCGAGAUUUCUUGAAAAGUGCGAUUAGUACUUUGCUGAAGGCCUUGUAUUGACAUGAUCUUUCUGUAUAAAAAGUUUGAAGUCAAUCAGAGCCGCGCAGGUCGGGUACUUUACUUAUUACUCGUAUACGACGAAACAUGUUUGAUCGUAUAACAUGUCGGUUGUAAUGAAAAUUCAAAAAGUGAAGUUAUAAUUGGAUUUAUAUGUACUUUCUUAUCAUAACUUUAGAAUUUUAGAAAAAUUCAUCAAGCGUGACAAGUUAUACGAUGAAAAAUGUCCAACUUUAAAAUUUUUUUUAAAUUUCAAAAACCACCCUUCCAGAUAUUCGCAUGUACAGCUACGAGCUAGCCAAGUGCACCAAACGUGCCAUAAUGCAAAACAAGGACCUGUGCGUGGUGGGUGGGGACCAUUCCGUGGCCAUUGGGACCUGGAGUGGCGUCUCGGCUGCCCUCUCAACCAUGGGCAAAGGCCGGCUUGGACUGGUCUGGAUCGACGCCCAUUUAGAUGCACACACCCCACAGACCAGCGAGAGUGGCAAUGUGCAUGGUAUGCCGGUGGCACAUCUUCUGGGGUAUGGUGAUUUGAAAUUGGCCGCGCUCUUCGACAAAAUCCCCAAAAUCCACCCCCAAAACCUGGCUAUGGUUGGGAUUCGGUCGUAUGAAAGUGCGGAACAAAAGUUGCUUGAGGAGUUGAAUGUGAGUUUAAGUUUCGAAUAAUUUAGAGUUUCUGGGACAAGUUAUACGAACAAAGUUGUACGAUGAAACACGUUUGAGCGUAUAACUUGUCUCCGGCAGUAAAAAUUUGAAAAGUAAUUGUAAAAAUAUAACGUAACUGCCAUUUUUGUAUAUUUUACACUUCAUAAAAAUAAAUUUGAAUAUAAAAUUCAAAUUGAGCGACAGUUUAUACGAUGAAACAUGCUUGAUCGUAUAACUUGUCAUUUAAUUUAAAACUUAGAAAAUAAUUGUAAAAAUGUAACUUUACUAACACUAUAGUACAUUUUACACUUCAUAAUCGCUAAUUUUAAUAUAAAAUUCAUAUUGAGCGACAAGUUAUACGAUGAAACAUGUUUAGUAUAACAUUUCCCUUUAUCAUAGUAUAACUAAACUAACAUCAUUACUUUAGGUUCGAGUAUUCUACAUGGAUGAAAUAAAGAAACGUGGCAUUGCAGCCGUCUUGGCAGAAGCCGUGGCAGUGGCCAACGAUGGGACAGCCGGCUUUGGAAUGUCAAUCGACCUGGACGGUUUCGAUCCCAGCUGUGCACCAGCUGUUGGUACCCCAGAAAAGGAUGGUCUGGAUCCUGAUGAGUUCCUCAAUGCUCUACAUGUAGGUUUUUAAAGUUUUUUGUUUUAGGUGUUAGUCUAAGCGACAUGUUAUACGAUGAAACAUGUUUGAUUUAAACAUGUUUGAUCGUAUAACUUGUCGCUAAUUAUAAAAUUUGAAGCUUUUGUGCCAUUAAUAUACAACAUGUGACGUUUCCUUGAACUCUUAGUGUGCAUAUACCAAAGUUCCACAAAGUGGUACUACUAGUACCGUUUUAUUUAAAAAUUUUAAAAUGCUCAAAGUAGUAGCGAAAAAGUGAAAAAUAUCUCAAAACUAGCACCCCAAACCCACAGAGAACGUAUUUUACAAAUUCCAAUUUCAGGAUAUUGACUUUUCGAAAUUGAUUGCGACAGAAUUGGCCGAAUUCUCCCCGGAACUGGACUGCCCUGAUCGGCGAACCGAACGACUUUGCAUCGACCUUUUGAACAGUAUCUACACUAGCAAAUGGCUUACUUUACGAAAUAAAAGCUUUCAAACUUAA
This is a messenger RNA of Bursaphelenchus okinawaensis, 2331 nucleotides long. Lineage: Eukaryota; Metazoa; Nematoda; Chromadorea; Rhabditida; Aphelenchoididae. The record is from the annotation of a GenBank genome assembly.